GAAGGUGUCCCGGGGAGGAGUCACUCAGCCUCCAGCCUCUCCUCUCUCAGCUCCACAGCUCCGGGACUCUCUCUCUCUUCCUCCGGCUCCACUCGGCUGUCAGCGAACCCUUCUCUCCCCGGAGGAAAGUGGACCUGAACCCGGCCACGUCCAGGACAUCCAUCCCCCUACCCGGCAUUGUUCCUCUGUGUUCCCCGGGCAGGAGCUCCGACGCACGGCAGCAUGGGGGCUUAUGAAGAGAAAAAGGAAGCAUGUGGAACCAUCUGCCUGAAAUACCUCCUGUUUACCUUCAACUUUCUCUUCUGGGUGGCAGGGGGCAUUGUGAUGGCGGUGGGUGUUUGGACCUUGGUGGAGAAGAGCGACUACAUCAGCCUUCUCUCCUCCAAGACCUACGCUGCCUCCGCCUACAUACUGGUCCUGGCCGGAGCCAUCGUCAUGGUAACAGGCGUGCUGGGCUGCUGCGCCACCUUCAAGGAGGAGAGGAAGCUGCUGCGAGUGUACUUUGUCCUGCUGCUGUGUAUCUUCCUGUUGGAGAUCCUGGCCGGCGUCCUGGCGUACAUCUACUACCAGCAGUUGAACGAGGAGCUGAAGCAGAACCUGAGGGAGACCAUGACCCAGAAAUAUCAACAGAAGUCCCAUGAAGGCAUCACCAGGGCUGUGGACAAGCUGCAGCAGGAGUUCAAGUGCUGUGGGAGCAACAAUUCAUCCGACUGGGCCGCGAGCAUCUGGAUCCGCUCCAGAGAAUCCAACUACAGGGAGGUGCCUGACAGCUGCUGCAAGACUCAAACUGAGUUGUGUGGCCGCAGGAGCCACCCGUCCAACAUCUACAAGGUGGAGGGCGGCUGCAUCACUCAACUGGAGAAAUUCAUCCUGGACCACCUGAAGAUCAUUGGAGCGGUCGGUGUCGGAAUUGCCUGCGUACAGAUCAUCGGGAUGGUGUUCACAUGCUGCCUAUAUCGAAGUCUAAAGCCAGAGCCGUACUGAGAGAAGCGAGAGAAGAGAAGUGUGUGGGUGACGGAGGUUACUUCAUCACCGCGUGCCCCACUCCAACAGCCCAUAGCUUCUUUUCUUUGCAGUGGACUCAAGGGGGAGGAGAAGUUAGGCGAGGGACCACAUCGUACAUCAGAAGAUCUCAUCUCGGUAAACAACGGGUGGAAGAACACUACAAGGUUUCUUGAAGUAAUUAGGGACUUAAAUGUCUCUGCUCCACAGUGAAGACACAAGCGCUGUAAGGAAAAGCUUCCGAGAGAAACUGAUGAGAGUUAUAACACGAGAUUGUGUAACUCAGUUGUAGUUUUCUUCCACUCUGAUUCCCUUGAUGUACUUUGCAAUGUGUGGGUCUAGUGUGACACCAGAGAGAGUGGGGGGGGGUGUAAAGAUCGACGGAGUUAAACUGGCACUUUGCAGAAAUUAUUAAUCCUAGUCGCAGCAGCAAGUUUCAUAAACCCACAUCACGGGUCUUCUUCUACUGAAACAUUUAGUUUUCACAUAAACUCAAGCAUUUGAAAUCUGUGUUCGAUCGCUGCCUUUUUAAACUUUUUAAUUGUUAGUUUUUCUACUUUGUAAAUGAUGAUUUUCUCAUGAACACCUGAUGUGCUUUAUCAUGAGCGAUUAUUUCCCGUUUGAUGCCUUAUAAUUCUUCAGUGUCACGUCAGUGUAUCGUAUUGUUUUACACUAACCAGUAACGAUUGUCUGAGAACGUGCAGGUUCACAAGUUGGUUCCAUUUUUUUUCUAUUGCUUCUCUGUUAAUGAAGAGAUAUUGUUAUUGUGUCAGUGACACAAACAAGCAGUGCCACUGAUAUCGCUCAUUAGAAAGUUCCUCAUGUUUGUGUUUUUACCUUUUUUUUUUUACACGAGGGGUUUAUGCCAAAGUUGUCGACUGUAACUUGUUGUGAGGACCUACUGUUUCUCUUCCAGCCUUAUUCACCUAUCUACUGAUGCCUCUCUUUUUUAGAUUGUUUUCCUAAAUGAGGAUUUAGUUCACUUUCCAAUAGACCAUGAAUAUGUAUUAUUUUGUAUUUAACAAGACACGUGUUAGUAGAUGAGUUUCUCACUGUUGGUAAAAUGAUCGUAUCCCGUGUGCCUCGAAGACGACAUUAAAUUAAUCUGCUGUAUCUCUUUGUCUUUGUGAAAAUCCAGGGAUUUAUUUUACUCUGAAUAAACAUCAGUCAACACUU
This is a messenger RNA of Limanda limanda (common dab), 2178 nucleotides long. Its product is annotated as CD151 antigen-like. NCBI's taxonomy places the organism in Eukaryota, Metazoa, Chordata, Actinopteri, Pleuronectiformes, Pleuronectidae. The record is from RefSeq and is a predicted model, not a curated record. The transcript is spliced from 8 exons. The coding region runs from base 223 to 984 and encodes 253 amino acids. Gene Ontology annotation, cellular component: membrane.